AGAGGACACCUGUACACCCACCCCGUUCGCAGCCUGAUCGACGUUACCGUUACCACGACGAUUAUAUAUUCACUGCGUCACCUCUACUCGCUCCUACAACAGCCGCGCCUACUGUUUACACCUUGACGAUUGGAGGUCAGACGGCAACGAUCAUACAACAUGCCUGCACAAGUCUCUGAGCCAUACACCCUCGUCACUGGCGGCGCUGGAUAUAUCGGAUGCCAUACGGUGGUCGAAUUGAUCCAGGCUGGCACGAAGGUCGUCGUGGUAGAUAACCUCUGCAACUCCUCAGAAGAAGCGAUAAGACGCAUCGAGAAGAUCACAAACACCUCAGUACCAUUUCACAAAGUCGAUAUCACAGAAUACGAUGCGCUGAACUCCGUCUUUAAAGAAUACAAUAUCGGCGCCGUCGUCCACUUUGCCGGCCUGAAAGCCGUUGGAGAGUCGGGUGAGAUUCCCUUAGAAUACUACCGCGUCAACGUCGGAGGAAGCAUCACCCUACUACGAGUCAUGCAAGAGAACAAAGUCAACAAGAUCGUCUUCUCGUCAUCAGCGACCGUAUAUGGUGACGCAACUCGCUUCGAGAACAUGAUCCCAAUACCAGAACACUGCCCAAUCGGCCCGACAAACCCUUACGGCCGCACAAAAUCCGCGAUUGAAGACAUGAUCCGCGAUCACUGCGCCGCAAACCCCGACCUCAUCGCCGGACUUCUCCGGUAUUUCAACCCCUGCGGUGCGCACCCCUCCGGCGUCAUGGGCGAAGACCCCUUCGGAAUCCCGAACAAUUUGUUACCAUACCUCGCACAAGUUGCGGUGGGACGCAGAGAAUACCUACAAGUCUUCGGAAACGAUUAUGCCAGCCGGGACGGAACCCCAAUCCGUGAUUACAUCCACGUCGUCGACCUCGCCCGCGGCCACCUCGCCGCCCUCAAGAAGCUCUCUGCGCCAGAAACGAAGGGCUGCUGCGUCUGGAACCUUGGCACGGGCCACGGCUCCACCGUCCUCGAAAUGGUCGAUGCAUUCUCUAAAGCGGUAGGGAGGGAGCUACCGUAUAAAUUCGUCGGGAGACGAUCGGGGGAUGUGUUGGAUUUGACUGCGUUGCCGACGAAGGCGAAUAAGGAGUUGGGGUGGAAGGCGGAGUUUACGGUUGAGGAUGCGUGUAGGGAUUUAUGGAGGUGGCAGAAGGGGAAUCCGUAUGGGUAUCAGACGGCGGAGGAGGUGGGGGAGGUGAAUGGGAAGCAUUAAAUAUACCUAUGGGGGUUUCGGGAGUAUAUACAUGUAUGCCUAGCGGAG
Molecule: messenger RNA, 1293 nt
Organism: Saitoella complicata NRRL Y-17804
Lineage: Eukaryota; Fungi; Ascomycota; Saitoellomycetes; Saitoellales; Saitoellaceae
Product: UDP-glucose 4-epimerase
Exons: 2
Coding region: 160-1245 (361 amino acids)
Biological process (GO): beta-D-galactose catabolic process via UDP-galactose, Leloir pathway
Cellular component (GO): cytosol
Molecular function (GO): UDP-glucose 4-epimerase activity
Source: RefSeq, a predicted model, not a curated record